AACGGUCAACAACACAACCGAUCACUUUGUUAUCUCUCUCUAGAUGUUUCCUGACAACGUAUCUUAAAUCUAGGAUUCGGUUCUUCAAACUCUUCAAGUCAAACCCUUGUUCUAUGGUUAAACCCUCAAUCUCUUCAUUGCAAAAUCUCAAGCCAUCUCGUGAAAGGUGGUGAAUUCGCUUCCCCUGCAUCUCUCUGUACCAGUUACAUUUGAAGUUUAAGCAGGGGAGGCGGCUAUGGCAGAUUUGGAAAAUUUGCUUUUGGAGGCUGCGGGAAGAACUGGCGCGGGCGGGAGAAAUCGGCAUUCUCUGCCGCCUUCAAGGAGACGGCGUGGUGGAUCUUAUUCGGAUGGCGGGAGUGAUUCGAGGGAUGAUGAUUCGGAUGAUGAGCUCAAUUACGCGAGCAGGAAAAAAGGGUCUGGAUCGCAGGUUCCUGUGAAGAAGAGACUGGAUCCGACCAAAAGAGAUGAUGAUUUGGGCAGUCAGGAGGAAGAAGGAGAUGAUGAUGGUCGCAGCGAUCAUGAGGGUGAUAGCAGUGAUGAAUCGAAUAUCGGCGAUGAUCUUUAUAAGGAUGAGGAUGAUAGGCGGAAGCUUUCUGAGAUGUCAGAACUUCAGAGAGAGAUGAUCCUUUCGGAUAGGGCUGCUAAAAAGGAUGAUAAAAGUUUAUUGGGGAAGAUAGCAUUGAAGAGGGAUAAAGGAAAGGCAACAGUGCCUAGGAAACAGUCUCCACCACUGUCAUCAUCUCGGAUGCGUGCUGCGGCCAGAUCUGCUGAUAGGUCAGCCAAGAAUGAGGCAUUAAAUGAAUUGCGUGCUAAGCGAAUGAAGCAGCAAGAUCCAGAAGCUCACCGCAGAUUGAAAGAAGCAACUAGAAGUUCAGGGACCCGCCAUUUUUCCCCACCAAAGCGCAAACCUUUCACAUCAACAAGUCUCAGUAGCUCAAGCCAUAGUGAGAGUGAAAGUAGGUCUCACAGUGAUGAUGACGGGUCAACUGGGGAUGGAGGAAUGGUAGAUAGCGAUGAUGAUAGAGCAUUAUCUGGGUCUGAGGGACUAUCCUUUCAGGAUAUAAAGGAAAUAACUAUUCGCAGGUCCAAACUUGCCAAAUGGUUUAUGGAGCCUUUCUUUGAGGAGUUAAUAGUUGGUUGCUUCGUAAGAGUUGGAAUUGGUAGGUCAAAAUCUGGACCUAUCUACCGGCUCUGCAUGGUGAAAAAUGUUGAUGCCUCAGAUCCUGAUCGGCAGUAUAAGUUAGAGAAUAAAAUUACAUACAAGUAUUUGAAUGUUGUCUGGGGAAAUGAAAGUUCUGCUGCUAGGUGGCAAAUGGCUAUGAUUAGCGACUCUGCUCCACUUGAAGAGGAGUUCAAACAGUGGGUUAAGGAAGUAGAGCGAAGUGGUGGCCGUAUGCCAAGCAAACAAGAUGUGUUGGAAAAAAAACAAGCAAUACAAAAAGCCAUCACAUUUGUCUACUCAGCGGCUACUGUGAAGCAGAUGUUACAAGAGAAAAAGUCCGCCUCGUCACGGCCAUUAAAUGUUGCUGCUGAGAAGGAUAGGCUGAGGAGGGAAAUGGAAAUAGCAAUAAGUAAGAAUGAUGAGUCAGAAGUGGAGAGGAUCAAAGCACGACUGAUAGAGUUAGAGGCCUCCAGGCAAGAAAAGGUGAAGGAUGCUAAGGCUUUGAAGCUGGCUGAGAUGAACCGAAAGAACAGGUUUGAGAACUUCAAAAAUGCUUCUGAAAUGAAGCCAGUGAAUACAGGUUUGAAAGCAGGGGAGGCAGGUUAUGAUCCCUUCUCAAGGAGAUGGACUAGAUCAAUGAAUUACUAUGUUUCAAAACCUGGUGAUAAGGCAGCAAGUGGGAAUAAUAGUACCAAUGGCAUAGUGGCUGACGCAGGCAGCAAUGGAACAGGAGUACCGGCGGAGGCUGGCAUGGUGGCUACUGUUGCAGCCUUGGAAGCCGCUGCUGAUGCUGGAAAGUUAGUGGAUACAAGUGCUCCAGUGGACCAAGGGACAGAGUCGUAUUCAUUGCACAAUUUUGAGCUGCCGAUUUCCUUAGCAUUACUUCAAAAGUUCGGCGGAGCCCAAGGAGCUCAGGCAGGAUUUAUGGCAAGAAAACAAAAAAUAGAAGCAACAGUUGGAUUUAAAGUCUUGGAGAAUGAUGGCAGGAGGCAUGCGCUGACGCUGACAGUUAGUGAUUACAAAAGAAGAAGAGGGCUUCUCUGAAAUUUGUUGCUGCCGGUUCAGUAUGCUAGCUGAGCCGCUGAGGUAAGUUCAUGGUUCCAUGAGCCGAAGUUAGUUAGUAUACUGUAAUGUUGUUGUACCCUAAUCAUUUAUGUUGAACUUAGAAGUGUGGUCAUGUUUCCAUAUCUGUUUUGUUGCUCAUAAGUUGUACAAUAAAGAUGUUUUAUUGCGUUGA
Molecule: messenger RNA, 2399 nt
Organism: Lotus japonicus
Lineage: Eukaryota; Viridiplantae; Streptophyta; Magnoliopsida; Fabales; Fabaceae
Product: protein RTF1 homolog
Exons: 2
Coding region: 236-2206 (656 amino acids)
Cellular component (GO): Cdc73/Paf1 complex
Molecular function (GO): RNA polymerase II C-terminal domain phosphoserine binding; DNA binding
Source: RefSeq, a predicted model, not a curated record